GGGGGGGAAACACUUCCGGCGGCGCUGGAUGGAAACAGAGGGAGGGUAGGAGGCUGUCCCUGAGAGAGAGAGGGUUGGGAAAGAAUUUGCCGCCGCUUUUAUUUUUUUUGUAUAAACAUGGCACAUUGGAAUAAGUUCGAGAAGGAUUUGAAGAAGUUGAUCCAGUGCAUUAGCGGGGUCCCGGAAGAGGAUCCUGACUUCCAGAUGGCGCUGCAAUUCGUCUGGUCUAACAUCAGAUUCCAUCGGUUUCUUGAUGUAGACAGCCACAAAGUAACACGUGUGAUUGACGGAAUCCAUGAGAAGCUGAUUAUUCAUUCAGAGCUCCCUAAAGCUGUAAGCUGGCGUAGGCUAACAGAUGAAUUUCUGGAAUUGCCCCUUGAGACUGUCGAAGGAACAAAGACCAAGGAACACUAUGCAAUACUCUCCCUCUUACUGGCUCUUUCUGAUUCACCUUCUAAUUCUCAGUACACUGAGAAGGCAAGACAGAAGGAAGAGGUGCAACAUGAUGAUUUUGACUGGGGGAAAUACCUGAUGGAAGGUGAAGAAAUUGAUAUUGGGCCAUAUCCAGACACUCCAGAGUGGUCUGAAGAAGAAAGUGAAGAGGAACUCCAAGAGUCUCUGAGCAGAGAAGAUUCUGGUAUUCAAGUUGACAAAACAUCACCAGAAGAACAAGCACAAAUCAAGAAAGCAGCACCACAUGUCUCUUCGAAAGUUGGUGAGCCAGAAGUACGUUUGUGGCUGGAGCAGCAUGUGGUUUCCCAGUACUGGACAAACAAAGCAUCUAACUUUAGUCACAGCUUUCAUCUGCAUUCCAAUUUAGCUGCUGUCUGGGAGCAGCACUUGUACAAUACUGAUCCGCUGUAUUAUUCAGAUGAACGAACAUUUGUUACAGAAACCCAAGUGAUCCGAGAAACAUUGUGGUUAUUGUCUGGAGUUAAUAAACUGUUUAUGUAUACAUUGCAUGAUGGAAAGAUAUCGGUGAGAACUGACAUCAUGGUAGCUCAUCUGACCCAGAAUUGCCUUAAAGCAGUACUGGAACAGAUAGCCGCAUACGGGCAAGUUGUGUUUCGACUACAAAAGUUCAUGGAUGAAGUUAUUGGACACAGCUCUGAAAGUUGCCCACCUGGAAUCUUACCCACAUGUAAAAAGUUUACUGAGCCCCCCUUCCGGACAUACCAGUCUUUUGUGUGGGCCCUGCAUAAAUAUUUUAUGAACUUCAAGGAGGAACUUGUCAGCAUUGAAAAGUGCAUGAUAACUAAAGAUGAGACGGUGACCCUAGCAGCAGUACUUGAGAAACUAGCUCCUCGAUUGUCUCAGCUUAAGAUACUUCAUAAAGUAUUCAGUACAGGAAUAGCAGAAGUUCCACCUGAUACUCCAAAUGUAAUCAGGGCUUCUCAUCUGUUGAAUACUCUGUAUAAAGCUAUUAUUGAAUAUGACAGUGUAGGAGAAGCCGCUGAGCAGACGGUAUCACUUCUCUUUUCUUUAUGGGUAGAAACUAUAAGGCCUUAUCUAGAAAUUGUGGAUGAGUGGAUAGUACAUGGAAAUCUGUCUGACCCUGCAAAAGAAUUCAUUAUCCAAAGGAACAAGGAUGUCCCAGUGAAUCAUAGGGAUUUUUGGCAUUCUACUUGCACAUUGUACAGUGUAUCUGAAAAGACUGGGAUUAAUGAAAAUAUAGCUGAUGGUGCAGGCAGCAGUUGCAGCAUCGGUCAAGAAAACUCCAGUAAACAGCACACAAUGGUCUCCUUCCUAAAACCAGUGCUAAAGCAAAUUAUCAUGGCUGGCAAGUCAAUGCAGCUGCUUCAGAACCUGGAAAGCAAAGACAACCCAGGCCUUCCAAUGCAAAACGCUCACCGAGAUGCAGAAAGAAAGAGCUUAUAUGCGCUGUUCCUGGAGUCACUUCAGUCGCGCCUUCGGUACAGAGAGGAUACUGAAUCCUGUGAACAUACUGUUCCAGAGCAACAAGCUACUAAAGAAAGCUUGAUAAAGGUGCAGUCUAUUGUGGCUCGGCACCUUGAACUUGAAGAUGUUCACGAUCCUUUAUUGGCUAUAAAUUUUGCAAGGUUAUACAUGGAGCAAAAUGAUUUCCAUGAAAGAUUCAGCAGUGGAGAUGUUAAUGUGGAUAGGUCCUCUGAAUCAGUGACCUGCCAGACAUUCGAGUUGACACUUCGGUCAUGUUUGUAUCCUCAUAUUGAGAAACGUUACCUAGAAUGUUGUGGAAAAUUAAUGCAAACUCUAAAGACUGAUUACAAACUGGUGGAAUACCUUCAAGCCAUGAGGAAUUUCUUCCUCCUAGAGGCUGGAGAGACCAUGUAUGAUUUUUAUGUGGCUAUAUUUGAUAAAGUAAAGGAAAAAGAAUCCUGGCAACACUUGUCGUUUUUAAAUGCCCGGUUACAAGAGGCUGUUGCACAACGGUAUCCUGAUGAUAGCUCUCGGUUGUCCGUAUAUUUAGAAAAUAUUGAUAUUGUGAAAAAGAGACUUCCAGUACAUUCUAUCGAUGGUCUCACGUUGAGUUACAAGGUUCCUUGGCCUGUUGAUAUUGUUAUCAGCUCAGAAUGCCAGAAGAUUUAUAAUCAAGUGUUCAUACUUCUGUUGCAAAUUAAAUGGGCCAAAUACAGCCUGGAUGUUCUGAGAUUUGAUGAACCUGUCGAAGCUCAUGAAAAACCACAAGCAGCUCUGUUUGAAAAUUCCAAUUCAUCGUUUAAAGCACUGAAGUCGCCUGUUGGACAGCAAAUUCAUAGGAUGUUUCUGCUUAGAGUUAAACUCAUGCACUUUGUCAACAGCCUGCAUAACUACAUAAUGACUAGGAUAUUGCAUAGCACAGGUCUGGAGUUUCAGCACCAAAUUGAGGAAGCUAAGGAUUUGGACCAGCUGAUAAAAAUUCAUUAUAGGUACCUGUCCACAAUCUAUGACCGUUGUUUACUUCGGGAAAAGAUAAGCUUUGUGAAGGAAGCAAUCAUGAAAGUUUUGAAUCUGGUGCUUAUGUUUGCAGAUCGUUGGCAGACUGGUUUAGGAGUUUCAAAAAUGGAAUCCAUUGAGAAGAUGGAAUCAGACUUCAAAAACUGCCACAUGUUUCUGGUAACAGUGCUAAACAAAGCUGUUUGUAGAGGAUCAUUUCCUCAUUUGGAAUCCUUGGCAUCAUCCCUAAUGGCAGGAAUGGAACAAAGCUAACAGUGAACAUCAUGAAGACACCUGGAAAAAUCACUGCACCAAGAACAUCAGCAUAACAAAAUGCAUAACACCUAAACUAAUCGUGGAACCCAUUUUAUUGGGCUCAUCAAGACUUGCAAAUUGUUGUCUUUGGUCGCAGGAAGGUGCACAAAAUCAUCACCUAGCUGUGGUGCUGGUCAAAAAUUACUCAGCAACUGGUGUCCAAGUAGUUGCAUAAGCCAAAAGAUGUUUAUUGCAGAACUUAAGUGUUCAGUCGCCAGCUAAACAUUUGUUUCUGUUAAUGGGAUGGCUGCCAAUUGUUGUAGACGGUAUUAAUUUUAAAAACUGAAGAUGCUGAUCAUUCUAUUGUUUUCAGUAAGAAUCAUGUAGUCUCAGUGAGACAAGUUUCUAUUUUGUUGUCUGUAAACAUCCAAUCUAAAGAAACAUAAUUGCUUUUUGGCAUCUUUUAGUAGACCCAAUGUAAAAUUAACCCAUAAAACUGUCAUGUCAGGAAUUAAUCAAAUUAACAGUUUUGUUGUGGUCCUAGCACAAAACUGUGUAGGUGUGUUUUCUUUCAUUUCUCAGAAGGAAAAAGGACUAUUCAAUGUAUAAGUAACUCCAUAUCUAAGACUUGAACAAUAAUUUAAUAACUUAUUUUGGACUCAACAUUAAAUUGCUUAUUUCAUCUGGAGUCCAGAUCGUAGGGCCCAGGAAGCUAAAAUUGGGAGUAAACAAAUUAUAUAUCUUUUUUAUUUGUCAAUUUGUCAACAGAAAAAGUUGAAUGACCUGAGAUUACACAUACAUUCACCAAAACUUGGCAAUUUUCCAUUACAUGCACUAUCUCAGCUGUUUACACUUGCACAAAGACUGAUUUGUCAGUCCUAAAGGAAGUGGAACUAGUCAGCCUUCGAGAGAAUUAAGAAAAUGCAACAUUGAUACUGGACCAGGGUUAUAUUAGAUCUUGACUGGAAUAAAUUGCUUUGUUGCAAAGUAGUCUUCUACAGUCA
Carcharodon carcharias (great white shark) is the source of this 4154-nucleotide messenger RNA. RefSeq names its product tubulin, gamma complex associated protein 5 (gene tubgcp5). Bases 118 to 3168 code for a protein of 1016 amino acids. The record is from RefSeq and is a predicted model, not a curated record. Lineage: Eukaryota; Metazoa; Chordata; Chondrichthyes; Lamniformes; Lamnidae. Gene Ontology annotation, biological process: spindle assembly; cytoplasmic microtubule organization; meiotic cell cycle. Gene Ontology annotation, cellular component: equatorial microtubule organizing center; gamma-tubulin complex; centrosome. The transcript is spliced from 23 exons. Gene Ontology annotation, molecular function: gamma-tubulin binding; microtubule minus-end binding.